Messenger RNA from Plasmodium yoelii, 936 nucleotides. Its product is annotated as PIR protein. The record is from RefSeq and is a predicted model, not a curated record. The transcript is spliced from 3 exons. Bases 1 to 936 code for a protein of 311 amino acids. NCBI's taxonomy places the organism in Eukaryota, Apicomplexa, Aconoidasida, Haemosporida, Plasmodiidae.
AUGGACAAUACCAUGUGUCGAAGGUUUGAUACAUUGAGAAGCUAUCUCCCCGAUGAAUUAGGCAAAGCCGCACUUGAUCUAAAAACUCUUAAAAGUUUCAAUAAUUAUUGUCCUAUUGCAGGUUCAGAAAAUAAAUGUGAAACUGAGCUCGAUAAAAUAAAUGGUGGAUGUUUAUGGUUGUUUGACCAAUUGUUUGUGAAAAAUAAAAAAAAUGAUAUCAAUAUUGCUGAAUACAUUAUCAUAUGGUUAAGUUAUAAACUAAACCAAAAGACGUAUGAAGGAAUCAACAAUCUAAAUGAUUUUUAUGUUAAAUAUAUACAGAAUAAUACAUAUUAUAAUAAGUGUGAUAAUGGUGGUCAAGAUUGUAGUGAUACAUUAACAGAAAUAACGGGAUAUACAAAUUAUAAGGAAAUAAUAGAUAAAAAAAAGGAAUUGUUGAGUAUUAAUUUUGGGCUUAUGUCUAAAUUUUAUGAUGCAUUUAAACCAUUAUGUAACAUGUAUACUGAGCUUGAUGCAAACGACACAUCAAAUAAGAACUAUUUAGAUUGUGCUAAAGAAUUUGUUGGAAAAUAUAAUGAACUUAAUGAGGUUUCUGAUAUUACUGAAGAUAGUCCUUAUUAUCAAGUAUUGUCUACAUUAUCAAAUGAUUAUAAUAAUUUUAAAGGAUUUUGUAAUAGAAUUAGCGUUGAUUGUAACGAUAUUCCAUCCCUUUCACCGAUAAAAAUAAAAGAAAAUGGUGUACAAGGUUCUGUACAUAAUGAUGUACAAAAUUUUGGAGUUACAUCAUCAAGUUCGUCGAUAACAAACAAAUUAAUUCCAGUUGUAUCGAUAUUUGUUGCAAUAUCAUUUUUUUUGGGAAUUUCUUAUAAGUAUUCGUUAUUUGGAUUUCGGAAACGAUCUCAAAAACAACAUUUAAGAGAAAAGCUAAAAAAAUAA